AUGUGGCUCUGGACGGGUGCUUCGAGCGCCUCUUUGCAGAGGGACGUGACCGAAGUUCCUAAGCAGGACUUCUACUCCGCUGAUCACAUGCUGGCCCUCUUAGAUUCGCUUCCUUCUUAUGAGACGGUCGAUGACAAAAACCGAGAUUAUACAAUUGAGACACUACGCCAGAUUGCGGAAGUACUUGUAUGGGGCGAACAGCAUAACCGAGGAUAUUUCGAUAUCUUUUGCGAACAAAAUGUUCUGUCAUACUUUGUUCAAUUGGCGGAGCGACCGACUGUGCCAAAUGCUGUCAAAGUGCAGCUUCUUCAGACCCUCAGCAUCAUAGUGCAGAGCAUCAACAAGGAAACCGCAGUAUAUUACAUGUUCAGCAACAACUACAUCAACUCUUUGCUCAGCACGAAAUUUGACUUCGAGGAUGAGGAGGUUGCGAGCUGGUAUAUAUCGUUCAUCAAGAGCCUAUCGAUGCUCGUCAACCCGGCAACAAUUAAGCUUUUCCUGAAUGAAAGAGCAAAACAUUUCCCAUUAUACAGCGAAGCUGUCAAGUUUUUCAUUGCGAAGGAUUCCAUGAUCCGAACACAUUGCCGAAAUGUUACGCUCACCCUUUUCAGAGUAAAGGACCCUGCCAUUCGCGCCUUUCUCGUGGAAAGACCCAUCUUCUUUUCGCAUGUUGCCUGCUACUUACGGGAGGUCCUGAAUCGCCAGUUUUCACGCCUAACUGCUAAUGGUGCGACUGCUCCAGACCUCGCCAUUCAAGAUGGGGCAUUAGAGAUAGAAGAGAUGCUCUUCUACAUUCAGGACAUUUUCAGUCUAAAUGUGGAGGAAUUUUCGGAGCUCCUUGCGGCACGGCUGCUAAUCCAUUGUUAUCUGCCGGUGAUAGGCUUGAUGGGGAAAUCAGUUGCCAGCAGGACAGAAUCAGGCCAUGCGGGCCUCGUUAAGGCGGGUGCAAGUGCGAACAACACUCCAGAAAGUGAAAUCCAGCUAUCUGAAAGCAGCGAAGAAGAAAUGAAUACUAGCCUUUCCAGUGAAAAUACGGGAGGCGAAGGAUCUCCAGGUGGUGAAAAGCGGAUGGAGCAGGGCUGGAUGGCCGGGUGGAGUACUUUAGAUGAUUUGAAGGAUACAACAUUUGGUGAUGGGGGAAAGGACAGUCACGAAGGUAAUCCCAGAAGUUCGCUUGUUCAACGUAAUGACGCUAAAGAACUCACUACGUCGUGGAGGGCUCGUGCUGCUCAGGCAAUGGCUGUACACCUUGACGAUGUGCAGCAGGAAAAUUCCCUGCUCCACCAGAACGAAGCUACAUGCAGUGUCGGGAAGUUAGCUUCAUCUUCGACGUCUCACUCACACAAAAGGCAUCCACAGGAUUUGCUACACGACACUUACAACUUCGACCCGGCGCAACGCAUGAUUUUGUUUUUCUUGAUGCAGACUUUUAACUGCGUUCAGAGUGAGCUACUACUUCGCCCGAUUCUAGCUGCUUUACUGUUUCACCGGCUUCCUAAACCCUUCCACGAUUUGUUGCUGGGAAAAGAUCUAGACGUUCCAGAAGCGUACAAUAACCUGCGGAACCCCACUGACUGUGCUGGUCACAUCGAAAUGUUUCUUCCUAGUGAUGGCGUACCGAGUGGCAGUGAGGUGCAACGAAUAGAUUAUCAACGACAUGGGCAAAGCGACACCACCGAUAAGGUCGAGGGUCCCGACCAGGGAGCUGGUGCACAGAGCCAAUCAUCAAAGCAUGAGUCCUUGGAGCAGCCAUCAGCCUUCUCCUUUGACGAUCGCUUGAAAAUGCUGGAGGCAUCCAUGAAAGUCUUUACUGAACUUGGUUUCUUUGGAGAGCCGCCCGGCACAGCAUACGCCUGCCGUGAAGGCGAAAUCCAUCAGGGAGGUGAAACUAAAGCUGGCCAUCCGGAGAUUGUCAAUCGCAAUCUCGAGUCAUUUGAUGACCUGAAAGUGGGAAGCGAAGACACCUGGUGUGACAAUCCUAUCCGGCAAUUCUUGUUAACGCUUGUCGAUGGCUCCGGGCUGGCAGAGAGGCAGUGCGACACCUCCUUCUUGUUGCUUGCCAUUCUCGUGCAGUCUGUCCUGAGCCACUCAGUUAAGGCCGCGGUACGCUUGAAAGGCCCUUGUCGAAUUUGCCUUGUACCACUAUUUGUGGCUGCACAAGUCCCUGGUACUAUGCGUAGUAGAACCCCUGAUGAUGCAAAUAACCUAUGUUCAAUGCGCAGGUUAGGUCCCACGUCAGGGUAUCCAAUAUCGAAGGAUGCAACUGCAACGCAAGAGGAGAAUUGUCUUCCGGAGCGCACAACCUGGAGUGGCAUGGUUUCGCAAGACAGAAACAGUGCCCUUUCCUCUGAAUACUGCGCACGAUCGGCGGCCAGUGUACCCAGCAUCCAAGCUCCAUCUAUGCAUCCGGAGUCUUUCUCGGAUACCUUGUUUGAGGCUUGUGGAUCCGCAAACUGUGGGCAGAUGUGCUGGAGCUUUAUUGAAAAGAUGCUUGACGCUAUCCAAAAAAAUCUUUCCAAUACCCUCCUGCGCUCAAUCACCGUACGGGUGGCACUCUCAGCGCUUGCUGCAUUCAUCACAAACUACGUACUUAAAGUUCAGCCUCUUGAGUUCAGGAUCCGAUGUACGGAGGUGCUUGUCGAUCGGGCUUUGAAGUUAAGACGCUCGGCGGCAGUUGCGACUAAGCGUUGUCUUGCCGAAACGUUGGAUAGCCAUAUUAUCGACGUAUUCUGGGACGAAUGGGAGAUGCACAGAGCGGGCGCCAUCAACGAUUCAGCUUUUGCGCGAAAUCUUCGCAUUCUUUGCUCGCCACCUAGCUCACAAACCAGCCGGGCAAAUUGCGACUUCCCUCCAUACCUGCUGGUGGCGAUGACGGAUCAGGAGAUUGAGCGACGGUCUAUUCAGUUGUUUCUUCUUCUACGGCGGCUGCAUCGGGAUCUCCAGACGAUCUUGCAAAGCAUUGGGUCAACUCCAGGAAAGGCUUCUGACGCCACGCAGGAGGCUUUUUCCAUCCUUUACGGUGAAUCCUUGGAGCCGAAUCCUUUUGAAAGUGAAGAUUGUGCACAUCUGCGGGCUCAGGGUGACAGUUGUGCUUCCAAGUUACCCGAAGCCAAAUCAAGAACAAGUAUCUCACUGGAAGGCCGAAAUAUUAUUCGAUGCUCUGUCGAGACCGCCUCUGGGCCGGCUACCCGCUACUGCGUGCAAGACGACAAGCGUCUUCUUCUUGUGUCUCCAUCGUCCACACUCCCAGGUUUCGCUGAUAUCAGGACAUCGCACCCAUUGCGAAAUGUUGAGUGUCGCUUGAGGAAGAACAGCUCACGUUGCAUGCAGCUUCUCGUAUUGGACGUUGCACCCCCCUCUGAUGGGCUAUCACGUUCCCCAUCCAGCGGUCUAUCUGAAAAUCCUCCCACGAUGCGAGUCAGUUUGACCGCCCCUCCUUUGAAAAAAUGUGUAGAAAUGGAACGUCCAGCUUUGUGGGAAAUCCGCCUACAGUUUGCUGAUGCCGUGCGUUGCAACUUAGUUUUUCACAUUUUGCAAAAAGCACGAGCCAUUGUCCGCAGAACCCUAGCCUCGCGUAUUGAUGAGCUACUUGAGGAGAUCUAG
Cyclospora cayetanensis is the source of this 3603-nucleotide messenger RNA. RefSeq lists its product as uncharacterized. Bases 1 to 3603 code for a protein of 1200 amino acids. Lineage: Eukaryota; Apicomplexa; Conoidasida; Eucoccidiorida; Eimeriidae. Gene Ontology annotation, cellular component: late endosome; endolysosome membrane. The transcript has 16 exons. The record is from RefSeq and is a predicted model, not a curated record. Gene Ontology annotation, biological process: endosomal transport; regulation of autophagosome maturation; endosome to lysosome transport.